This is a messenger RNA of Brassica oleracea var. oleracea, 1378 nucleotides long. Its product is annotated as protein PHYTOCHROME KINASE SUBSTRATE 3. Lineage: Eukaryota; Viridiplantae; Streptophyta; Magnoliopsida; Brassicales; Brassicaceae. The record is from RefSeq and is a predicted model, not a curated record. Gene Ontology annotation, biological process: phototropism. The transcript has a single exon. Bases 191 to 1279 code for a protein of 362 amino acids.
AUAGUGAAGAAGCCCCCUCAUGAACACAUCCACCUUCAAAGCUUUUUCUCUCUGCAAAAUCCCCCAUCAUUUCCAUAGAUUUCUUCUUCUUGUCAUUUCCCUUUAACUCCUUUUUGUUUGAUCUUUUGUAAUUUAUCACUUCAUAAAGUAGUCACUAACUAAACAACAUAUAUACAAACACAAAAUAGAGAUGGAUGCUGAAAAGAAGGGUGCCCAUUUUCACCAAAUCUCAACUCAUAAACCACAACUACUUGUCCUCUCCUCGAUCCAAGAGCAACCUUCUUCAAAGAUCUCAGAUAAGCCCACAGUCAAAGCUUCUGUUGCUGAUGUUGACUCCGAGAUUGGAGUAUUCGGCGCAGAAAAGUACUUCAGCAUGAAACUAGAUCAUGUUGACUCCACGGUGGAUAUCACUAAGCAACACGAGAAGGAAAACAAAGAGUAUCAUCCUCAUACUCAUACUCAUACUCAGUUGACGAAAACGACGUCAUCUAGAUCAAGAACAAGCCGACAUGGAACUCCAAGUGUAAGAUCCGAGUCAAGUUACAACAGUCAAACCUUUCUCAUGAGGAUGAACAACAACAAUGACAACAAGCAACGUAAAACAAACGAUGUAAGCGUCUCUUUUGGUGGGUUUAGAUGCAACGGUCCAUGCUCGGGGGUUAAAACCAUCAAUACCGACAGAAAGAUAGCUGGUAAAGGUAGAAAUUAUGAUCGAGAUUUCGUUGCUUACGACGCAAGAAAGCACAUGGAUAAAGCAAGACCCAUGAUUUCAAUACCUAUCCAAAGGUCAGAUAUCGCCAUGAACCUCGAGAGAAAGCUGUCUAUACUUACAUGGGACGCAAUACCAAACCAUCUCUCUACCAAGAACAUUAAUCACAACUCUUCAGUGAGCAGCAAGACACAAGAGGAGGAGACAGCAAGCGAAGCGAGUUCUGAUUUGUUUGAGAUUGAGAACAUAACGAGCAGUGUCUAUGAGCCGAGUGAGGUUAGCAUUGGGUGGAGUGUGGUGACGGGAAGUAUAGCAGAUCAAUCGGUCAUUUCGGAUUUCGAUAUUAUGAAGAGAGGCACGAGAAGUGGUUCGGUGGUUAAAACUAAACCGGUGAUUGCUGGGAAAGUCCGGUCGGGUGGGUUUUUGUCGGGUUGUAAGAGUUACAAAGCUGUCUCGGUUGUUGAUAGUGCUAGAAAUGUUAAAGAAGCAGCCAAGGUUGAUCAUCACGAGAUGUCUCAGCAUAAGAAGUUAAAAACUGAGAUUAGGAUUCAAGACUUGAGCUUUCUUUAAGAAACAAAGUAUGUGUGUGUUUUUAUAUAUUAUAGCUAUUUUCAAAUGUUUUGUAAUAUUUGCUUGUGUGCAUGUUAAUGGAUUUUGAUGAUUUGGUCU